Messenger RNA from Metopolophium dirhodum (rose-grain aphid), 1075 nucleotides. RefSeq lists its product as uncharacterized. Gene Ontology annotation, cellular component: nucleus. NCBI's taxonomy places the organism in Eukaryota, Metazoa, Arthropoda, Insecta, Hemiptera, Aphididae. The transcript is spliced from 3 exons. The coding region runs from base 149 to 1003 and encodes 284 amino acids. The record is from RefSeq and is a predicted model, not a curated record. Gene Ontology annotation, molecular function: zinc ion binding.
CGCUCACUAGCACAUUUUAAGCUUUGUGGUACAAAACUAAAUUUUAUCGUAUUUCCACUCGUAUUUGUUGGUUGCCGCGUCUCCCCUGGUGUUGUCGCCUUAUCGUUUGUGUUUCGCUGGUGCUGGAUUUCUAAAAGAACCGUUCGCCAUGAGUCAAAUAAAUUUACACAGCGAAAAUUUUGACCUCUGCAGAAUUUGUUUGCUGAAACCAGAAGUGGACCGAAAUGUCAAAUUCUCAAUGAUUUUUCCAGAUGACGAUGGAAAUGAUUUCAAUUUGCACCGGCAAAUUGAAGAAAUGUUUGGAGAAAAAAUUGAAAAAGAAGAUAUUAAACCAAAAAUAAUCUGCGAAAAUUGUCUAAAUGCUAUUUCGAAAUGGGCAGCAAUGAAAAAGACAUAUUCUGAAUCGUCGAUCAUUCUUAAUUAUUUAGCAAAAUCAAAGUUUACUCCCCCUACAACAUCUGAUGCACGUCCUAAUACAUCACUGAAUUCAAACAAUAAAGAAAAACCUACCAGAGUACAACCUGAAUCAAAGGAAACAGAAUUAUUACCUUUUGAAAAAGGAAUUGAAAAGAAUACAUUUGAAUGUGAAAGAAGAAACAUGCAAAAUAUUCGACUUCCAUCAUCAUAUAAACUUUUUACUUGUUUAAAACCUUCUUGCGAUCUCAUCUUCGAAAGCAUUUAUGCUUUUAAAUGUCAUUUUCGAAAACAUUUUGAAUAUGAGGAUAAUUUAAUGUGUUGGGCAUGUUGUAUUCCGUUUUCUAAUAUAAGUCAACUGAGAAAACAUCAACAGAGAAGUUGUCGUACUCCUGAUAAAUUUGAUUGUUAUAAAUGUUCUGCAAAAUUUGAUGAUCUUGAAGGUUUGAGUAUACAUAAAUUGACAUUCCAUAAAUCUCAUUUAGUAUCUUAUUCAUUUAAAAAUAGUGAAAACACUAUUGAGUGUGCAUUUUGUCAAAAAGAUAUUGUUAUUCAUGCCUAUAAACACCAUUUGCACAAGUAUCAUUGAAAGACUGUUAAAAAUAUUGAACCUAAACUCACCUAUAAUCAGGGCCGGAUCUUAACUUUUUAACACCCGGGG